UAUGGCCGCUGUACAAAAUCCAGGACGCACCGACUGGGCCGACGAUGGCGACGAGCCCGAUCUCGCGACUGCCAUCCCCGCACCACAAAUCACCAAGAACAAGGACGGCACCGAGACCGUCAUCACAAUCUUCAUCAACGAGGACGGAAAGCGUGUGAAGCGUACACAACGUAUCCGGAGAACAGUGGUCAAGAAGAGGGAGAAUCCGCGUGUUGCAGAGCGGAGAGGAUGGGCGAAAAUCGGUGGUGAGGCUGGAAAGCCACCUGGCCCACGACCCGACACCACGACAUUGGGCGAGAACAUCAUCUUCAAGCCACAGGCGGGAUAUAAGAGCGGACAGCAGCAGGAGGAGAAGCCGGACGAGGCAAAGAAGAACGACAAGCUGAGGACGAUGCAAAUCAAGUGUCGUAUUUGCAGCGGAGACCAUUUCACAACCAAAUGUCCUUUCAAGGACACCAUGGCGCCCGAAGGCGAGGCGGCGGGUGCUCCGGCAGACAUGGAAUCUGUCAAUGGAACUGCAGAGGGCGGUCUGGGUCUUGGAGGAGGUGGCUACGUUCCACCGCAUCUCCGAAAGGGUGGUGCGGCUCGCGAAGGAGAGCGCAUGGGUGGCAAGUUCGAGCGCGACGAUCUGGCUACGCUCAGAGUCACAAACGUGUCGGAGUUUGCAGAGGAGGGAGAUUUGCGCGAGAUCUUCGAGCGACACGGCCGUGUCACGCGUGUUUUCCUCGCAAAGGACCGAGAAACGGGCAGAGCAAAGGGUUUCGCUUUCGUGUCAUACGCAGACCGUGCGGACGCGGCACGAGCGGCGGAGAGAGUGGACGGGUACGGUUUUGGUCACUUGAUUCUGCGCGUCGAGUUUGCGAAGAAGGCUACCACCUGA
This is a messenger RNA of Zymoseptoria tritici IPO323, 880 nucleotides long. RefSeq lists its product as uncharacterized. The record is from RefSeq and is a predicted model, not a curated record. NCBI's taxonomy places the organism in Eukaryota, Fungi, Ascomycota, Dothideomycetes, Mycosphaerellales, Mycosphaerellaceae. The annotation marks the transcript as partial. The transcript has 2 exons. Gene Ontology annotation, cellular component: cytoplasm; eukaryotic translation initiation factor 3 complex. Gene Ontology annotation, molecular function: RNA binding; translation initiation factor activity.